Molecule: messenger RNA, 249 nt
Organism: Nannochloropsis gaditana CCMP526
Exons: 2
Coding region: 40-249 (69 amino acids)
Source: RefSeq, a predicted model, not a curated record
CAGCGUUCACUAGGCUGACAAUACCGCCGAACAGUCGCCAUGCAGCAUCAGAGCGGUGGGGCAGGCGACAGGCCCCGCACAGGUGCAGCAGCCUCCCCAGAACCCCCCCUCCCCGCGACGCAUAGACGAGGGCCUCCAUCACUACCAUAUUAUGCACAGGAAGAAACCGAAUGCUCCUGGGCUUGCUUUGUCGCUACCAUCAUCCUCAUUCUCUAUUUCGCUAUCGUGGCUCCCAACCGCCAGCACUAG